GGCUCGCGGGAACCUGCCACCGGCGCCUCCCACCGCGGCCCACGCGGGCGGCGCGCGGAGGAGGGGGCGGGGGCAGCGGCGGCUGUAGCGGCCGCGACCUGGGCGGGCUGAGGAGUGUGACGGGCCUCGGGGCCGCUGUGGAUGGUUUCUAAAAUGAUCAUUGAAAACUUCGAGGCACUCAAGUCCUGGCUCAGCAAGACUCUCGAGCCCAUCUGUGAUGCAGAUCCAUCAGCCCUAGCAAAAUACGUUCUCGCUUUGGUAAAGAAAGACAAAAGUGAAAAAGAGUUAAAGGCAUUAUGUAUUGAUCAACUGGAUGUAUUUCUUCAAAAAGAGACGCAGAUAUUUGUGGAAAAACUUUUUGAUGCUGUGAAUACAAAGAGUUACCUACCUCCUCCAGAGCAGCCAUCAUCAGGAAGCUUGAAGGUAGAAUUUUUUCAGCACCAAGAAAAAGAUAUAAAAAAAGAAGAGAUCACAAAGGAGGAAGAGCGAGAGAAGAAGUUUUCUAGAAGGCUAAAUCACAGUCCUCCCCAGUCAAGCUCCCGAUACAGAGAAAAUAGAAGUCGUGAUGAGAGGAAGAAAGAUGAUCGUUCUCGAAAAAGAGAUUAUGAUCGAAACCCUCCUCGAAGAGAUUCGUACAGAGACCGGUACAAUAGAAGACGAGGGCGAAGUCGCAGUUAUAGCAGGAGUCGGAGUCGAAGCUGGAGUAAAGAGAGGCUUCGUGACAGGGAUAGGGAUAGAAGCAGGACUAGAAGCAGAAGCAGGACACGAAGCAGGGAAAGGGACCUGGUAAAACCUAAAUACGACCUGGAUAGAGCAGAUCCAUUAGAAAACAAUUAUACUCCAGUCUCUUCGGUACCUAACAUUUCAUCUGGCCACUACCCUGUACCUACUUUGAGCAGCACUAUUACAGUAAUUGCUCCUACUCAUCAUGGUAAUAACACUACCGAAAGUUGGUCUGAAUUUCAUGAAGACCAAGUGGACCAUAACUCAUAUGUAAGACCACCAAUGCCAAAGAAACGGUGUAGAGACUAUGAUGAAAAGGGCUUCUGUAUGAGAGGAGACAUGUGCCCCUUUGAUCAUGGCAGUGACCCGGUAGUUGUAGAAGACGUGAAUCUUCCUGGUAUGCUGCCUUUCCCCGCACAGCCUCCUGUUGUUGAAGGACCACCUCCUCCCGGACUCCCUCCCCCUCCACCAAUUCUUACACCCCCACCUGUGAAUCUGAGACCUCCAGUGCCACCACCAGGCCCCUUACCACCCAGUCUACCACCUGUCACAGAUGAUAUUUCUUAUUCUUUGGUUUUGACAGGACCACCACCUCCACUUCCUCCUUUGCAGCCAUCCGGCAUGGAUGCUCCCCCAAACUCUGCAACCAGUUCUGUUCCUACUGUAGUAACAACUGGCAUUCAUCACCAGCCUCCUCCUGCUCCACCUUCUCUUUUUACUGCAGUUUUUGUAUUACCAGAUACAUAUGACACAGAUGGCUACAAUCCUGAAGCCCCAAGCAUAACAAAUACUUCCAGACCUAUGUAUAGACACAGAGUGCAUGCACAGAGGCCUAACUUGAUAGGACUAACAUCAGGAGAUAUGGAUUUGCCACCCAGAGAAAAGCCUCCUAAUAAAAGCAGUAUGAGGAUAGUAGUGGAUUCAGAGUCAAGGAAAAGAACCAUUGGUUCUGGGGAGCCUGGAGUUCCUACAAAGAAGACAUGGUUUGAUAAACCAAAUUUUAAUAGAACAAACAGUCCAGGCUUCCAGAAAAAGGUUCAGUUUGGAAACGAAAAUACCAAACUUGAACUUAGAAAAGUUCCUCCAGAGUUAAAUAAUAUCAGCAAACUUAAUGAGCAUUUUAGUCGAUUUGGAACCUUGGUUAAUUUACAGGUUGCCUAUAAUGGUGAUCCUGAAGGUGCCCUUAUCCAAUUUGCAACAUAUGAAGAAGCAAAGAAAGCAAUAUCAAGUACAGAAGCAGUGCUAAACAAUCGCUUUAUUAAGGUUUAUUGGCACAGAGAAGGAAGCACCCAGCAGUUACAAACUACUUCUCCAAAGGUAAUGCAGCCUUUAGUCCAGCAGCCCAUUUUGCCUGUAGUGAAGCAGUCAGUCAAAGAGCGGUUGGGUCCAGUACCUUCAAGUACUAUUGAACCAGCAGAAGCCCAGAGUGCCAGUUCAGACCUUCCUCAGAAUGUAACUAAGUUAUCUGUGAAGGACAGGUUGGGUUUUGUAUCAAAGCCAUCUGUUUCAGCAACUGAAAAGGUGUUGUCUACAUCUACUGGCCUAACAAAAACGGUGUAUAAUCCAGCUGCUUUGAAGGCUGCACAAAAAACCUUACUUGUUUCCACCUCUGCAGUUGAUAAUAAUGAAGCACAGAAAAAAAAACAGGAGGCACUGAAACUUCAACAGGAUGUAAGGAAAAGGAAACAAGAAAUUUUAGAAAAGCACAUUGAAACACAGAAGAUGUUAAUUUCAAAACUGGAGAAAAACAAAGCAAUGAAGUCUGAAGAUAAAGCAGAGAUAAUGAAAACUUUAGAAGUUUUGACAAAAAAUAUUACCAAAUUGAAAGAUGAGGUCAAAGCUGCUUCUCCUGGACGCUGUCUUCCCAAAAGUAUAAAAACCAAGACUCAGAUGCAGAAAGAAUUGCUUGACACAGAACUAGAUUUAUAUAAGAAGAUGCAAGCUGGAGAAGAAGUCACUGAACUUAGGAGAAAGUAUACAGAAUUACAGCUGGAGGCUGCAAAACGAGGGAUUCUUUCAUCUGGUCGCGGUAGAGGAAUUCAUUCAAGAGGUCGAGGUGCAGCUCAUGGCCGAGGCAGGGGUCGAGGUCGAGGUCGAGGUGUGCCUGGUCAUGCUGUGGUGGAUCACCGUCCCAGGGCAUUGGAGAUUUCUGCAUUUACAGAGAGUGAUAGAGAAGAUCUGCUUCCUCAUUUUGCGCAAUAUGGUGAAAUUGAAGAUUGUCAGAUUGAUGACUCUUCACUUCAUGCGGUAAUUACAUUCAAGACGCGAGCAGAAGCUGAAGCAGAGAUAGGGCCACUCCACUUUUCCAUUUUUCUCUUUUCUCAGCUGGCCCAGAACAAGUCUACUUUGGCAGAAUGAGUGGUGAAGGAUAAGGUAGAAGCUGAGAUACAAUCCUGAUGGCUGCUCUUCUUAACCAUCCCUCAUCUGCUGCUUCCUAGUCCCAGUUGGCUGAACCCUAAAGAAGUGUCCCUGGCUCAGCAUACCCUCAGCUGGGCCUCUACAGUUUUUUGUCCAAGACAUGAUAUAUUGUGCUAGCUUUUAGAGUUCUUUUCAUAUAGUUGUCUUAAUAUGUGUAUCUUGAAUUGUCUUUCCAAAGAACGACCAGAAGUAUUUGCAGUCUUGUCUGUCUUCUGGGUUUAAAGGAUUGAAAGAAGGGAAACUGUGUGUAAGGUAUAGGGGAUUCAUAGGAACCUUUUUAGCCCUUUGUGUUCUUUCUUUGGGAUUGUAGAGAAAUAGAGGUACCAUCUGACCUCGGGAAAAUGUAUUAAGUGUUCUAAACAGUUAACCUAAUGUGAAUAGAAGAGUUGAAUGUUUUUCAGAAAUUUUAAGUUGAGUGUGGUCUAAAUAAGUUUCGAAAAUCUUCAGAAUUGAUUUAUCCUCUUUGUAGCAAAUACUCCCUGCCAACACACGAUACAUUGCUUGUGCUUACCUGGUAGGAGUUGCUUUUGGAGCAUUGUAACCUGUGAAAGACUCGGGGUCUGAUAAGUCUCAGAGAAGUGUUGAGCUGGGCCCUGGAAUAACACGGUUUCUAGGUCAGGCGGGUGGGUAGUGGAUAGUUUUAUAGAAUAGGAUUUCCUCAUCCCAGAGUUUUAUUUUAUUAAAUCUAGUUUGUAGUAAUCUUUUAUUCAAAGUUCUUUUGUGAAAAUAAAAGGUAAUUUAUAAUUGAUGAGAGUUUAAAACUUUCUUAUAAAUUUUUGUAUGUAUAUAUGUUAUUGAAAGAAUAGAUCUUUGAUCAAAUUUUCUCUCGGAGGUGUUGUUGAGUACAAGUUAACAAUAAACUUCCCUUAACCGAUGGCUUCAGUGUCAGUUUUCAGUGUAAUGUUGGAUAGGUAGUUUGAGUACCAUCUUUUUAUGUUGUGUAUUUUCUAGGAAGUAGUCGUAUUAUAAAACAAUGGCAGUUGUUAUGUUCAAAUGGUUACAAUAUUACCAAGUUGUGAAUUUAGUAAAUACUUUAAAAAUGUAUAAACUACUUCUCCCUGCCUACAUAAAUGGGUGAGAGGGGAAAAAAAAAAGAAAAAAAAAUCUUUGCCUCUUACAUAAUUUUUGGAUGUUUUGCUUUUGGUAAGUAAGACCUAUUGACAUAUGCCUUCCUUCUGGGGUUUUGCUUUUUCUACCUCAUUGUAAAUUUUUUAAUAUAUGUUUUUAUACUGUGCAUAUAUUUUCCAAAGGAAUAGUAAUCUCUUUUGAGACCAGGAUUAAUGUAUAAAAAAUACUUUAACAAUGAAUUAUAUGAAGGUUGAAUAAGUGGCAAAAUAACUUAGGUUAAAUUAAAUCUGAUGAGAGUUAGCUUUUCAAGGUAAAUACCAUUUUAGUUGGAUUACUUAACAGACUAAAAGGAACAACUACCAUUGCUAUGAUAAACACUUGGAAUUCAGUUAUAGAAGUUGUUAAAACAUGAACAUUUCCUUAAGCCUAAAAAUUUUCUUAAAAUUUUGUUAACACUCUGCUUUAGAACAGAAAAUUAACUUGAAGCUUAUACUUUACAAGCAGAAUAUAGGCUAAAGCAGUGGUUUUCACACUUCCAGAUUUCAAGGAACAUUAAGGUUUAGGAAUUUAAAAAUUAGUAUGUUUGACAUUGGGGUGCCAGUUGUUAAUUUUGUCAAGGAAGAAUGCUCAAAAAGUACAAAAAAAGGGUUGCUUGUAUCAUCAUCAUUAUAUAAAACAAAGAAAAAUGUAAUACCAAAAUGUAGGAGGAUAUAAACUCCAAGAAAAAGAAUAGGCCUUCCCAAGAAAAGAAAAUUAUCAACCUUUGCUAAUGUUUAUUUCCAAAUAUGUCAUUGUUCAUAGUUUCUGAACCAUUGUAUUAGAUGGUUGAAUGUGUGUAUCAGUAUUUUCUAAAGUCAGUAGAUGCAUAAUAUUUCAAAGUGAAAGUAUUGGAAUAAGAUAAUUGAGACAUUUGAAUAUGACUGAAAAGAGAGAAAUUUUCCCCAGGAAAGAGGUUGAAAUAUUUUAAGGAGUAAUGAUAUAACAGAACCAUUUUCGCUUUAGAUUAAGAUGAUUAAGGUUUGACUCUGGUUAGUUAAAAGAUGGAUCCUACUGCUUUAUUUUCUAAUUUCCGGUUUGUCUGUCACCACCCCAAUGUCCUAAAGUUGAAUAAGUACCCAAACAGGACAGGAAAAAAUAACCUCUUCCCAUGACUGGUUAGAAUGUUAUUUUUCCCACCCUGAAUUAUUCCUAUACUUUUAUAAGAAACCAGGAUCCAGUUUUAGAAUAGGAAUAAAGUUCUUAUUUUAUAAGAAUCAGUUCCAAAGAUAAAACUACAGACCCAAAGUCAAAGAGGUGUAUAACUUUUUGUAUUGAAAGGAAUCUUGUUCUAUUUGUGCAUUUUUGACACUCAUGCCUCAGCUCCUAGUAGUUAUGAGGAUUCAUUGAUUAAAAACUUGUAAGGUAUACUUAGAACAGUGCCUGGAACAUAAUAAACCCUGUUAACAUUAGCUAAUAUUAAUAUUAUUGUUUGUGUUGUGUGUGUGUGUGUGUGUGUGUGUGUGUGUGUGUGUGUGUAAGUGUAAGUGUAAGAAUGAGGAUUGACUGGUAAAUCAGUGAAACCAAAAAGAAACAAGAUGGAGUAAAUGAUUUCAAGACUCUGAUUUUGACCUGAAGUUAGAAGUGCAAAAUUGGAUUCAUAAGGAAUAGUGCAGCAUCAGCAGUUGAAGGUGAUGGGGCUGACUGAGUCAAUACUAAAUUUAUAGCAAGCACAAAAUGUGUAAGUGGAUUCAAUCAAACAAAUCAAAUCAUGUGUAAAACAGACACUUUAUGUGUGUGUUCUUACUGACUGACAAUAGUUGCAAAGAACUGCUAUGUGAUGGGCACUGUGCUAUGAGAAUUAGUAAAUCUAAAUCUGAAGCUUGUGAGAAAGUGGCUAGGCAGCUUGAACUCAAGAGCUAAAGGAAUAGAAAUCUUUCCCUAUAAAAGUUCUAAAAUUUAGAUUUUACAUUUUUUUUUUGGUGGCUGUUUAAUGUAACUCCUGCUAAACAUCAUACACUGUGGUUAUUACAAACAUUAGUAAACUUGGUUUUAACCUACUUUUAUAGAUUAGAUUUAUCAUUAUGGUUACUAAAACUGUAAGGUACACUAGGAUUGCAGCUUUAGCUCUUCUGACCUUGUUCAGUUUUCCCCACAGUGUUUUUAUAGGACACUGGUUCUGUAAGAGCUCCCCUAACAAAGGAUUCUCUUGUCAGAUAAGUUUGUGAAGAGCUACAUUUUGUAUAUUCAAUUUAGAUUUAUCAUCUAAAUGACUUGAAAAGGCAAAAGACAAACAUUCCUGUUUAAUUUUGUUUAAUUCAACUUUUUCCAAAUGUUAAUUGUUUCCAGAAUUAUUUUCCUUGUAAGAUUUGGAAUCUGCCUCAUAACUGCUUUUUAUACUUUUCCCCACUUUCUUCAUUUGUCUGAUCUUCAACUUUUUUUCCUUCUGUUGUGUGUAUUCAUGCUUUUUUUCCUUCCUAAUUUGCCUCAAACUUUGAAUGACUGUGCAAAAAAAAUUAGGAAAAGUUCUAGAGUGAGCCUAUGAAUAAAAUACUUCAGCUUUUAAACAGACUUUUUGUUUACACUUCAUAACACAGAAAUUAGAAUUGUAAAAUGAACCUCCACAUGCUCAUCAUCAAGCUUCAGCAAUUAUCUACUUAUGAUCAGUCUUAUUUUGUCAUAUCCCACCCACUGCAACCCUCUACCUCUUUAUUUUGGAGCCAUUCCCAGUCAUCGUGUCAUUUUAUCUGUAAGCAUUUCAGUAUGUCUUUCUCAAUAUUAGAGUCUUUAAAAAAAAAUAUAAUUACCACACCUAAAUAUUUCCUCAGUGUUAUCAAAUACCCAGAGUUUACACUUCCCCAGUUUUUUUUAAAAAUAUAUUUCUUAGUUUAUUUAAGGAUCCAGAGUAAGUUUCAUAUUUUAAGUGAUUGGUAUACACAAUUAUGAAUUCAUGAAUUUAAACAUUUCAUGGGUAUUGAUCCGUUGUUCUCAGUUACUGAUGUAUUGUUCCAUCUUUGGCUAGUGGCCAGAUACAGGUUUGUUCCUGAGUUCUUUUGACAGGACUCUAGUGGGUUAUGAUACUUUCUUUGCUUUCUGAUAUAAAAAGGUGUUCUGAGUUCAUCUUAUACAUUUUCUCUUCCAGACCAGGAACUGGCCAUUUCUCUAAGGAGCUCUGAUUCUUUUUACUGGGAAAGGUAUUUAGAGACCACAAUCUGAGUCCUAGGGGUGCUCACUACUACUAAGUAUGUUACUGUAACUAAUAUUUUUCAGUGGUCAGAGCUUAGAGUGAAAAAAAUUACAUUCAUACAUAUAAAUAUAUACAUACAUGGUUAUAUUCACAUGUAUAAAGAAAAUUGAAAGCACCUACUGGUAUUUCCCAUUUAAUUCUGGGCUCUGGUUUUAUACACACAUGUAUCCAGGCAUACCUUGUUUUAUUGUGCUUUGCUUUAUUUCAAUUUGCAGGGGUUUUUUGUUUUUUGUUUUUGUUUUUUUUAACAAAUUGAAGGCUUGUGGCAGCCCUGCUUCUAGCAAAUCUGUCAGUGCCCUUUUUCCAGCAGCAUUUGCUCACUAUAUGGCUCUGUCACAUUUUGGUGAUAUUCACAAUAUUCCGAACUUUUUCAUUAUUAUUACAUUUAUUAUGAUGAUCUGUGGUGAUUUGGGGGAACCAUGAACCAUGCCCAAAUACAACGGUAAACUUAAUUGAUAAAUGUAUGUGUUCUGACUGCUCCAUUGACCAGUUAUUCCCCAUCUUUCUCCCUCUCCUCAGGCCUCCCUGUUCCCUGAGAUACAACAAUAUUGAAAUUAGGCCAGUUGAUAACCCUCCAGUGGCCUCUAAGUUUUCAAAUGAAGGGAAGAAUUGUACAUCUCUCACUUUAAUAAAUCAAAAGCUGGAAAUGAUUAUACUUAGUGGGAAAUGCACAUCAAAAGCUGAGAUAGGAUGAAAGCUAGGCCUCUUUCUCCCAAUAGUCAGCCAGGUUGUGAGUGCAAAGGAGAAGUUCUUGAAGGGAACUGAAAGUGCUACUCCAGUGAGCACAUGAACGAUGAGAAAGUGAAACAGCCUUGUUGCUGUUAUGGGGAAGGUUAGUGAUCUGGAUAAAAGAUCAAGCCAGUCACAACAUCCCCUUAAACCACGGCCUAAUCCAGAGCAAGGCUCUAACUAAUUCUGUGAAGGCUGAGAGAGGUAAAGGAACUGCAGAAGAAAAAUUUGAAGCUAGCCAAGGUUGGUUCAUGAGGUUUAAGGAAAAACGCCAUCUCCAUAAUACGAAAAUGCAAAUUGAAACAGCAAGUGCCGAUGUAGAAGCUGCAACGAGUUAUUCAGAAGAUCUAGCUCAGAUAAUUAAUGAAGAUGUCUACCCUAAACAGAUUUUCAGUGUAGGUGAAACAGCCUUAUAUUGGAAGAAGAUGCCAUCCAGCUUUUUCAUAGGUAGAGUGGAAAAGUCGGUGUCUGGCUUCAAAGGUCAGGUUGACUCUCCUAUUAGGUCAGUGCAACUGUUGACUUGAAAUUGAAGCCAUUUGUCAUUUACCAUGCCGAAAAUCCCAGGGCCCUUAGAUUUAUGCUAAAUCUACUCUGCCUAUGCUUUAUAAAUGGAACAGCAAAGCCUGGAUGAUGGCAUCCAGUAAAUAAUUUUUAAGUUAAAACUUCAGAGAGUUGUAGGUUCACCUUAUAAAUUUGAAGAAGUGUGUGCUGAAUAUAGAGAUUUACAAAAUUAAGUCAUAAGAAAUUUUUGAAGAACUUACUAUGGAAAAUCUCUAACACUUUUUGCUUUUUUGGUUGGAUAAAACAUGAGUUUAAAGUGUAGACAUUUUGCAUGAGACAAUUGGAAUUCCUUACAGGAAUAUAUUUUUAUGUAAUAGUUAUAGCUUGAAAAAAUUACAGUUUGUUUCUGAACUUAUGUAUAAGUACUUAAAAUUUUUUUUAGUUAUAUGACAUGAGGGGGCCAUGGACUUAAAACUCUUGAGCUGCAUUUUAAUAGGCACGAAAUCUUUUAAAUUUAUUAUAAAUUUCUAUGUGCAGAUUUAAAAUUUAUACCUGGGGACUUUAAUAUCACACAACUCAUGGUCAAAUGUCAUUGAACAUGUAAUUGUUUCUACAUUUCACAUUAUGCUGUAUUUUGAGAUUGUGCAAUAAAUCUUUUGUGACUAUGAGUUAUUUCGGUAUGUUGCUAACAUUGAUUUAUGUUAGUUCACAUUGCUUGAAUUUGAAAGAACUGUUUCCAAAGCAGCCACUAAAUGUGGCAAGUACUUAGACUCAGUUUUAUUAUACGCAGUUCUGAAAGCUAAGUUCAGAGUUUUUUUUUCUUCAUUGAGAUAGUCGUAUUUUGUAAAAAAGUGAUGCAGCAAACAUUUUAUGGUAUUUGUGAUUAUUUGAUGUAAUUUAAAAAUAAGUACUUCACACAUGCAAAAUUAUUCUUGUAUUUAUUAAAGAUUUCUAGUUUAUAGUUACUUCAUGAGCCAUUUGUAAAUUAAUAAGAAUUAAAAUGCAAUAAGAUACAUUUAGCCUAUUGAUUCUAAUUUAGACUUUUUUUUUUUUUUCGAAUUUAGACUUUGAUUCAGAAUCUACAGCCAGGAUCUUGGAAGUUCUUCGAGAUUAUUGCUUUGAAUAGCAAUUCUCAUUGUACUAUAAUAGAAAUGUAGACAUAGUUCUUCUAAUGAGAUAUUGGCCAGUAGUGAAAUAGCUGUACUCAAUUUGAGAAAUUAUUCUUGUUUUCUUUUUAAAGGAAUUUACAGUCACUAGCCUGAUUUUAGAAGUAAAUAACCAUAAAAAGCUGCAGUUCAUGGAGCUCGUUUCAAAGGGCAGGAUCUAAAACUGGCCUGGAAUAAACCAAUAGCUAAUAUUUCAGCUGUUGAAACAGAAGAAGUUGAACCUGAUGAAGAGGAA
This is a messenger RNA of Camelus dromedarius (Arabian camel), 10063 nucleotides long. RefSeq names its product RNA binding motif protein 26 (gene RBM26). The record is from RefSeq and is a predicted model, not a curated record. Gene Ontology annotation, cellular component: nucleus. NCBI's taxonomy places the organism in Eukaryota, Metazoa, Chordata, Mammalia, Artiodactyla, Camelidae. The transcript has 22 exons. Gene Ontology annotation, molecular function: RNA binding; metal ion binding. Gene Ontology annotation, biological process: mRNA processing. Bases 142 to 3081 code for a protein of 979 amino acids.